AUGAGCGCCAAUCUGCCAUAUGCCGCAGAUGCGGAAAGCCCAUUGAAACCAGCAGAACUUCAAACCAAGUUCAACUAUGCCUGGGGCCUCAUAAAAUCGCACAAACGUGAAGAGCAGCAACUCGGAGUGCAACUCCUCUCCGACAUAUUCAAGACUACGCCGGAACGAAGGCGAGAAUGCCUCUACUAUCUGGCCUUGGGCAAUUACAAGUUGGGCAACUACGCUGAAGCACGGCGGUACAAUGAUUUGCUGCUGGAGAAAGAGCCGGGGAAUCUGCAGGCCAGUAGCUUGCGGCAGUUGAUCGAUGACAAGGUGUCGAAGGAGGGUCUGAUGGGCAUGGCUAUAGUGGGCGGUGCCGUUGCUGUUGCUGGGAUUGUUGGUGGGAUGUUGAUGCGGAAUUCGAGGCGGAGAUGA
Messenger RNA from Cyphellophora attinorum, 414 nucleotides. RefSeq names its product Mitochondria fission 1 protein. Gene Ontology annotation, biological process: mitochondrial fission; autophagy of mitochondrion; peroxisome fission. Gene Ontology annotation, molecular function: protein binding. The record is from RefSeq and is a predicted model, not a curated record. Gene Ontology annotation, cellular component: mitochondrial outer membrane; peroxisomal membrane. Bases 1 to 414 code for a protein of 137 amino acids. NCBI's taxonomy places the organism in Eukaryota, Fungi, Ascomycota, Eurotiomycetes, Chaetothyriales, Cyphellophoraceae. The transcript has 3 exons.